Suillus plorans is the source of this 422-nucleotide messenger RNA. RefSeq names its product mitochondrial 54S ribosomal protein YmL31. Gene Ontology annotation, cellular component: mitochondrial large ribosomal subunit. NCBI's taxonomy places the organism in Eukaryota, Fungi, Basidiomycota, Agaricomycetes, Boletales, Suillaceae. Gene Ontology annotation, molecular function: structural constituent of ribosome. The transcript is spliced from 4 exons. The record is from RefSeq and is a predicted model, not a curated record. The coding region runs from base 25 to 342 and encodes 105 amino acids.
GCGACCAACUGACUUGCAUACAAAAUGUUUGGUGCUUUCCGACCUACGUCGGUAAAUCUAGGCGGUCUACUAUGGAAAACGCCAUGGAAGUUGUCAAUCACACGAAAAGCCAAUGCGCGUGCUCGUCUGAAGAAAGUAGACGCAGUCAUUGAAACGGUCAGAGCAAGUGGCAUACAAUGCGGUGCAUUGGAGAAGGCACUACAGCUGCCUAAAGAGCACGAGAUGGAUCCCAAGGAUAAAUACACGGUGUUCAGUGCGACUUCACGAGGCUAUCGAAAGGGCAUUCACAAAGUGCCCAAAUGGACUAGACUCACACUAAGAGUCAACCCGAAGGGAUUUUAAGUGAUGCCUCUUUAUAUAGAAUGCAGUAUUGUACUUUUAACUUAAUCCCAUGGGAUCGACUAGAAAAACACCAGUUGGAU